This is a messenger RNA of Dendrobium catenatum, 1344 nucleotides long. Its product is annotated as mitochondrial uncoupling protein 5. Bases 302 to 1288 code for a protein of 328 amino acids. Gene Ontology annotation, biological process: thiosulfate transport; succinate transmembrane transport; phosphate ion transmembrane transport. Gene Ontology annotation, molecular function: malate transmembrane transporter activity; oxaloacetate transmembrane transporter activity; thiosulfate transmembrane transporter activity. Gene Ontology annotation, cellular component: mitochondrial membrane. The transcript has a single exon. The record is from RefSeq and is a predicted model, not a curated record. NCBI's taxonomy places the organism in Eukaryota, Viridiplantae, Streptophyta, Magnoliopsida, Asparagales, Orchidaceae.
UUCUUCGGAGCUGUCUUGCCAUAUUCCAAACGAGGAAAAAGGCUAUAAAUACCUCCAUUUUCUCCGGUGUUCUCAGCCAGCUACAGAUCAACCAAUAUAGAAAGCAUUACAUGUCUCAGCGAGCACGCGUUCCUCACUUUUCUUCCGUAGCCUUCGGCCUCCAUUCCCAUCUCCUGGUUUCCAGUGAGAUGAAUCCCAGCUCCGACUGGUAGAAUCAUAUGUAUUGAUAUUAACUUCCUUCCAUAAUUUCCCCCAAUUUCGUAGCCCUCAGAUAUCGCACGAACCCCUUGCUGCAAUUGAGAUGAGUCUCAGGGGAUUUGUGGAGGGCGGGAUCGCAUCCAUCGUGGCCGGUUGCUCCACCCAUCCGCUCGAUCUCAUCAAGGUCCGGAUGCAGCUUCAGGGCGAAUCAGCCGCGUCCGUGCCCGCCUUUCGCUCUGCCCUAACCUUCCCCGGAUCUGGCCUCGCCAUUCCUCAAACUCCUCCCACCGCGCGCCGCCCUGGUCCCAUUUCCGUCGGCGUGCAGAUCUUCCGCGCUGAGGGCCCCUCCGCUCUCUUCUCCGGCGUGUCCGCCACCGUACUGCGGCAAACCCUAUACUCAACGACACGUAUGGGCCUCUACGACAUUCUUAAAAUCAAAUGGUCAUCCCACUCCAUCGCCGCAGACGGCGAGGGAAAUCAGCCGAAACCGGCGACAGUUUCGCUUCCCUUGUACAAGAAGAUCACCGCAGGGUUGAUUGCCGGCGCGGUAGGGGCGGCAGUUGGAAAUCCGGCUGACCUGGCGAUGGUACGGAUGCAGGCGGACGGGAGGCUUCCGGCCGCGGAGCGGCGGAACUACAAGGGGGUCGGUGAUGCCAUCAUGCAGAUGGUGAGGAGGGAGGGGGUGGGGUCGUUGUGGCGAGGAUCGGCUUUGACGGUGAACAGGGCGAUGAUGGUGACGGCUUCGCAAUUGGCAACAUAUGAUCAGGCAAAGGAGGCGAUAUUGGGGAAGGGGUGGAUACCGGACGGGUUACUGACGCAUGUGGCGGCGAGCUUUGCGGCGGGGUUGGUGGCGGCGGCGGUUUCGAAUCCGGUAGAUGUGGUAAAGACGAGGGUGAUGAACAUGAAAGUGGAGAUGGGGGUGGCUCCGCCUUACGUCGGUGCGGUGGAUUGCGCCUUGAAGACGGUGAGGGCGGAGGGGCCAAUGGCUCUGUAUAAGGGUUUUAUUCCUACCGUUUCCCGCCAGGGACCCUUUACUGUUGUUCUGUUCGUUACGCUUGAGCAGGUUCGCUCCCUGCUCAAGAACUUCUGAUGUGAUUUCUAUUCUUGUUUCGGCACGAGUGAUUUACUUGCUCGCUUCUUUCGUAA